AUGGUCUGCUCCAAGUGCCUCAAGUUGUCGAAAGGGACAACCCUUGCCACUCCAAGUGUGAAGAAGAAGAGUGAGAUGUAUCACGGAUCGCCAGCCUCUUCAUCGUCCAAGUCGGCCACGCUGGGGCAAACAGGUAUCGGAAAGAGCAAGCUGCUUUCCAAGAAUGCAAAGAACCCCUAUGCUCAGUACGCUAGCUCCUGCACAAAAUGCAAGACCAAGAUCUCACAGGGUCAUUCGUACUGCAAUAAGUGUGCAUACAAGGAUGAUCUCUGCCACAUGUGUGGUAAACCGAACAAGAAGACAUCUUCCAAGGCACCACAGAUCUCCGGCCAGAAGUUCUCGAUGAAAUGA
Messenger RNA from Diaporthe amygdali, 351 nucleotides. RefSeq names its product Cysteine-rich PDZ-binding protein. The transcript is spliced from 4 exons. The record is from RefSeq and is a predicted model, not a curated record. Gene Ontology annotation, biological process: cytoplasmic microtubule organization. NCBI's taxonomy places the organism in Eukaryota, Fungi, Ascomycota, Sordariomycetes, Diaporthales, Diaporthaceae. Bases 1 to 351 code for a protein of 116 amino acids. Gene Ontology annotation, molecular function: microtubule binding.